UUAAUUGAACUGGACACAAAAUUUUCUGAAGUUGAUGAAAAAUUCUUUAAAAACUCGUCAAAUUCAUGCAUUUCCCUGUUCUAAUUGACGUGAGCUUUAGUUUAAUAGUUGUUUAACACUCUGGACGCAAUGGAUUUCAAAAGCGUUGUUUACAACGCUGCCCGUGACGGGAAAAUACAACGUCUUAAAAUUUAUUUGGAUCAUCGUUCUCCAGAAGAAAGACACAAACUUGUUCACGUAAAGACGCUAGGGGCCACCCCUUUGAUUAUGGCGUGCAGAAACGGCCAUUCAGAUGUUGUUGAAUACUUAGUGACUGUUUGUAAAGUAGAUCUAGAGCAAGUCGGCUCUGUGACUUUUGAUGGAGAGACCAUAGAAGGGGCCCCUCCUCUCUGGUGUGCUGCAGCGGCUGGACAUCUUGAAAUUGGGAAAUGCCUCGUCAAACACGGUGCCAAAGUCAAUAACACCACCUUCACAAACUCGACGCCACUUCGAGCUGCUUGUUUUGAUGGACAUUUCGAAGUUGUCAAGUAUCUGGUUGAAAACAAGGCUGACAUUGAAAUCGCCAACCGACACGGCCACACCUGCUUGAUGAUUUCAUGCUACAAAGGACACUACAAAAUUGUUAAGUUUCUCUUGGAACUGAAGGCAAAUGUCGACAGAAAAAGCGUUAAAGGCAACACGGCACUUCAUGACUGUGCUGAGUCCGGAAGCCUUGAGAUCCUGGAACUUCUUCUAUCGUACAAGGCGAAGAUGGCCAAGGACUCCUAUGGUAUGACGCCCCUGUUAGCAGCGAGCGUGACAGGACACACCAAUGUAGUUGAAUACUUGAUAUCCAGGACUCAAUGUUGCCGUGAAGAAAAGGUGGAUGCGCUUGAGUUGUUAGGAGCAACUUAUGUCGACAAGAAACGUGAUAUGUUGGGAGCUCUCCAGUACUGGAGGAGAGCAAUGGAUGAACGCUAUGCUGAUAAGUCGAACAUUAUCAGAAAGCCAGCACUAGAGUCUUCCAUUGCUGCAUAUGAAGGAGCAAAGGAAUUCCAAACGCACUCUGAGCUGCUGGAGGUGAUAUCUGAUCCAGACAACAUGAGAAUGCAGGCUCUGCUUGUUCGUGAGAGAAUCCUUGGACCUGCUCAUCCUGACACGUCAUACUACAUCAGGUACCGAGGAGCCGUCUAUGCAGAUAUGGGGAACUUUGAAAGAUGCAUAACAUUGUGGAUGUACGCCCUGGAAAUGCAGCAGAAAAACCUAGAACCUCUCAAUCCGAUGACGCAGAGUAGCUUUCUGUCCUUUGCUGAGCUCUUCUCCUUCAUGAUGACUAGUUCCAGCCGUCAGCGACCAACAAUGCCAAUAUCAUUUCUUGAUAUGAUGGUUGUCCUGAAUAAAGCUACAGACGAGCUGAAGAAGGGCAUCCAGGCACUUGCCAAGUCUCCUCCGAAGACUGAGAAAGAUUCAACCCAUUUCAACCGACUCUUAGUCAUUUUGAUGCACCUUCUUGCGCUGAUGUGUCGGUCUUCUGCUCAGACUGGCCCUGAUGAUGUGCCCAAGGCAAGAAUGUCCACUGAGGAUGAAAUGGAAUUCAAGAAAAGGAUUUACCAGCUUGUACAUUUGAAUCCAUGUGGUAGCAAAGGCCAUUCUCUUCUUCACCUUGCUUGCUCUGCAGACACCUCCUCUGUUGGUCGCUACCCUGUCUGUCCAUUUCCUUGCUUGGAGGUAGCUGAGCUUCUGAUUGAAGUUGGGGCAAAUGUGAAUGCCAGUGAUAUUGAGAACAAUAGCCCACUUCAUGUAGCAGCUCUAAACAAGCCAUGCAAAGUUGAUAUAAUGAAGUUGUUGCUGGACAAAGGUGCUCAUUUAGAUGCUUGUAACUUGGACCAUAAAACUCCUAUGCAAUUGAUGAGAAAUACAACAAUAUACGAUGUGGUGUCGCCUCUCAAGUACAUUAACCUGCAGUGCAUGGCUGCGUCUGCAAUCAUCAAGCAUGCUAUUCCUUACAAAGGGCACGUCCCGAAGAAGUUAGAAACCUUUGUUCAGCUGCACUGAUGUUGUAACUGCAGUGAAGUUCAUGAACAAAGAAAGUCACAACUUAUAUUUGCCAAAACCUGUUGAAGUGCAUCCAAAAAGAUUGGUACUUACUUAAUGCACAGUGUGUUGACCAUAGAGUCUGUCUGAGCUUAUUCAUGAUUCUGCAUGUACAUGUAACCUUGCACAAUACUGGCUAGAACAUUUAGAAUAGAAGAGGUACAUGUGGCAGAUUAGUCAAUUCUUAAGUCUGUAAAUUUUGUAACCCAUAACACUAAUCUUGGCAGUGGGCUGGCAGCAGGGAAACCGGAGUUAUCGCUCCCACUCCAGUAAUUGCAGGAGUGAUGGACAACUCCUGUGGCCAUCCUUGCUUCAACUUGAAUUGCUACUACAUCAGUCCUGUAGUGUAAAAUGUCACAUCACUCCCAUUAAAUGCCAUCAUGGGUGUUGUUUAAAAGAAAAGAUAAGGUCUCUGUGUAGACUUGACUUGAGCCUUGUAAAUAUUAGCUGCAUGAAGUUUCAUUACAUGUAAAACUUCUUUGUGUCCGAUUUUCCAUUCAAAAACUAUAAAAAGUUAUGUUUCAGGCCUAAGCAGCUUCUGGAACCAGAAACAAGUGAACAGCGCCACUGUAUCUGCAUAGGACAUUUUUCUUAACCUCACUGGCUUGAAUGCCAUCAACAACUCCUGCUAUUUUACAUUUCACUGGAAGGAUAUUGAGAAGAGUUGAAUGCAAAUCCAUUAAAUCCCCUGGAGGCCUUUUGGAGUCAACACCAUGUAAAAUAAUGGUUUAUGCACUGAAGUGAAACUUGUUGCAUACAUGUACUUACAAGUGGGAUAUUGCGGGUUUUGCACUGCGAUGGUGUGGUAUCCUGAAAAUGAUCCAAUGUUCUGUCAUCAUUUUGCCAGAAUUUUUUUUCAGAAUGAGUUCUGCAUCUGAGUAUGUGUAUGCAGUUGUUUCAAUAAUGGUUGGAAACUAGAAAUAGUACAGGACAUGUGGCACAUUGAAAGUUUUAACAAAGUUAUGUCCGAUAGUACUGGUAUGUCUAUUCAUGAAUGGUUGUGGAUUCCCCAGAAUCACUACAAGUGUAUUUCCCUUUUUACAAGGAUUUUGUUGUACAAGAAAGUUGUAGUUAAUUGAAUACAAAUGUUCUGUAAGUCCAUGCCAUCUCUUGAACCUUGGUUGCAGCAUUUUCCUUUGUGCUAAUUGCUUGUCAGGAAUGUAUUGACCUUAGCCUGUGAUCAUGUGUGAAAGGUGUCCAGUUAGGAAUUGCUUUAUCAAUUCUCCCGAGUUGUAAUAAAAGUUUGUUAUCAAAUCA
Molecule: messenger RNA, 3330 nt
Organism: Lineus longissimus
Lineage: Eukaryota; Metazoa; Nemertea; Pilidiophora; Heteronemertea; Lineidae
Product: protein fem-1 homolog C-like
Exons: 2
Coding region: 130-2034 (634 amino acids)
Biological process (GO): ubiquitin-dependent protein catabolic process
Cellular component (GO): ubiquitin ligase complex
Molecular function (GO): protein binding
Source: RefSeq, a predicted model, not a curated record